Seminavis robusta is the source of this 1417-nucleotide messenger RNA. The record is from the annotation of a GenBank genome assembly. NCBI's taxonomy places the organism in Eukaryota, Bacillariophyta, Bacillariophyceae, Naviculales, Naviculaceae.
ACAUGAUUCCUUGCUUGAUCCAAACCUUGGUCUCUUGUUCCUGUUAUUAGGACUCCAGUGCGAUAUCACUACUGUCCCUUUUAUCACCACUCUGAGUAGUUACUCUAGUCAAUCAUAGACAAGUCAAUCAAUAGUAACAAUCAAUCAUCACAAUGACAGACCACCAAGAAGAACAAGAAAUGGAAGCCGAAGCACUGGCGGCUAUUUUUGACGAUCAAUUCAGUAUUGUGCAAGGCGACAGCAGUAAGCCGUUGGUAUGGAACGUGACACUGUGGCCCGAAGCCACCACAACAGAUGGCGAGAAUCACGUUGGGAUUGAACUGCAAGUGACACUCCCGGAAACAUACCCGGAAGAUGCACUACCGUCUUGUGACAUUCAUAUUUUAAAAGGAUUGACACAAGAUCAUGCCACGCAAUUGCUCGACUUGUGUCAAGAAGAAGCUCAAGCCAAUGAAGGUGUGCCGUCGAUUUUUGCCAUUUGCGAACGACUCCGGGAAUGGUUGGUCGAUCACAAUCAAAAAGGACACGACGAUGUCAGUAUGCACGCACAAAUGUUACGACGAAACGCAGAACAAGAAAAGAAACAACAAGAGCAGUCGAAACAACAACAAUUCGAGUCCCAAAAAGCCCAUGCCGACAUGACCCAAACGGAACGGGACGAUCUCGAACUACGACGCAAACGAGCCGAAGGAACGCCUGUCACCAACGAAACGUUUGAGGCAUGGAAGAUUCAAUUCGAACAGGAAAUGGCCGCGCUCAAAGAACAACAAGACAAGGACGACGAAGCUGCGGCGGGCAAUAAGAAAAAGAGUACCCCCAAAGUAAAUGAGAAAAAGGGACGGCUGUCGGGAUUUCAACAAUUCAGUGGUGCCGCCAUUAAUUUGGAAGCACUCGAAGCGGCGGCGGAAAAUGCACAAACGGAUCCAGAAGAAGAAGAAGAAGAAGAAGAGGGUGCGCUUCAAGAAGAACUGUUCGAUGUCGAUGACGAAGAUUUGGAUGAUUUGGACUUUGAUGAUGAUGAUGACGAUGACGAUGAAGAAGAUGUGGAUAUCUAACUAAUGAAGAGCUAGCUACCUACCUAUAUAUACCGGUAUAGCAUCCGUAUUCCGCUUCGAAUCGAAUCGAAUCAACCCGAUCGCUUACUUCUCGGAUCAAUCAAUCUACUGGUUGGUUCCCCCUGCAGUUAUUUCCCUCAAUCUAUCGAUUGGAUUCAAUUGACCGCUUCCGCAUCGUAGACCCAACAUUGUAGUCUAGUAGACAGUGAACAACUCAUGGCUCUCUCUCGAGCAACUCAAUUGCCGUGUAGUGCCGUAGCGGCAACGCCCCUCAAACCAUCCGGAACAGAGAGGGGCCGUGCGUACCUAUAUAGCAUCGCGCUUCGAAUCGAAUCAACUCGAUCGCUUACUUCUCGGAUCAA